GCCAUCAUCCAUCCGACCAAACCCACCUUCUUUGUCCAAAUCGACAUAUAUAUUUUUCCCUCGCUCGCCAUGACCCGCGGACUGCAAAAGCAACAAGCUAGAGCCAACGCCGAGAAGCGUGCCGCGGCCAAUGCACCUCCCAAGAGUCAAUUGAAGGCCAUGGUCGAGGGCAACAAGUUCAAGUGUCCCAAGUGCAUGUUGAUGAUCGCCAACUACAAGCUGAUCGUCCAGCACAUGGAAGCGAAACAUCCAAAGGAACCCAUCCCCUCAGAGUCUUCCUUUAGUGUUUGAUCUUAGGCUUUCGGGAUGGUUUUUUUUUUUUCCUUUUCUUUUUUCGCCGUCAGGAUAAGCGAUAGUUUAUCCGCAGGACACUUUUUUUUGGAAACUAGUGAACAUGUUCAUACCAUGCAUCAAAAGAGGGUGGGGGGAAAGCAAAGCCAGGAUUAGCAGAUUAACAGAGUAACAGAGCGCCCAUUAGAACAAACAACUUUUGCAACUUGCAAUAAACAUAUAAACAUUCAUUCAAC
This is a messenger RNA of Gamsiella multidivaricata, 527 nucleotides long. RefSeq lists its product as uncharacterized. NCBI's taxonomy places the organism in Eukaryota, Fungi, Mortierellomycota, Mortierellomycetes, Mortierellales, Mortierellaceae. The transcript has 4 exons. The record is from RefSeq and is a predicted model, not a curated record. Bases 70 to 291 code for a protein of 73 amino acids.